GAGGAAGUGAUCUUUGGGAGGGUUAGAGGAGUGCUUCGCCAGUUUCAACAUGGAGUUGACAAGAGUGGUCAUCUCAGCCCUCUCACUGCUGGUGGCAUUUGGAUUGUCUAGUGCCAAAGUUGAGGAGGAGAACCCAGAGUUCUGGAGGUCGCAAGCCCGGAAGACUUUGCAGUCAGUGUUGGACAGGAAGCUUAACACCAAUGUGGCCAAGAACAUCCUGUUUUUCCUUGGAGAUGGAAUGGGAAUCACAACGUACACAGCUUCUCGUAUCCUCAAGGGACAGCUGGAGAACCAGACAGGUGAGGAGACAGUGAUGACCAUGGACACCUUCCCGAACGUGGGACUAGCUAAGACCUACAGUGUGGAUUUCCAGAUUCCAGACAGUGCAGCCACAGCCACAGCGUAUCUGUGUGGAGUGAAAACCAACCUAAACACUAUCGGAGUUAGCGCAGCGGCUCGCAACGGAAUCUGCAAGACACAGAAGGGCAACGAGGUCAAUUCCAUCCUGAAGUGGGCCAAAGAUGCUGGCAAGUCUGUUGGCAUUGUAACAACCACGCGGGUGCAACAUGCCACCCCAGCAGCCAGCUACGCCCACAGCGCCAGCAGGAAGUGGUACAGUGAUGCUGACAUGCCCGAUGCCGCCAAGAUGGACGGCUGCACCGACAUCGCCUCCCAGCUCCUCAAAAACACUGACAUAGAUGUGAUCAUUGGUGGUGGUAGGAAGUACAUGACCCCUAAGGGUACAAAAGAUCCCGAAUACCCCAAGCAUUACUCCUCUAGGGGUAAAAGAAAAGAUGGACGUAACCUCAUUGAUGAGUGGCAGAGCAUGAAAAUUGGAAAGGUAGCCCACUAUGUGUGGAAUAGGACAGAUUUCAAUGCUGUUGACCCUGAAACCACUGACUACCUCAUGGCUCUGUUUGAACCUGGUGAUCUGCACUUUGAGACGGAAAGGGACCCAAAUAUGGACCCAUCCAUUGUAGAGACUACAGAAAAGGCUAUCCGCAUCCUCCAGAAAAACCCUAAAGGCUUCUUCCUGCUAGUGGAAGGUGGGCGUAUUGACCAGGCUCACCAUUCUGGCCGGGCAUACAUGGCACUCCAUGAGACGGUUGCUUUUGACUAUGCCAUCGCCAAGGGCCUUGAACUCACCAAAGAGCAUGAAACUCUAACUAUAGUGAUGGCUGACCACUCCCACUCUGUAACCUUCAAUGGAUAUCCAUUUCGAGGGCAGAGCAUUCUGGGUAAAUCUCCGCUGUGGGCUACAGACGUGUUGCCUUACACCACACUGAUGUACGGCAACGGACCCGGACACAAAAUCACCAACGGCAAGCGUCCAGACAUCCGCGAUGUCAACACUAAGAAUAAAGACUAUGUCCAGCUGGCUGCCGUCCCCACGCAGUCGGCCACCCACAGCGGGGAGGAUGUGGCAGUGCUCGCCCGUGGACCUAUGGCCCACCUCUUCCAGGGUGUCCAAGAGCAGAACUACAUCGCCCAUGCCAUGGCCUACGCCGCCUGCGUGGGCGCCGACAUUAGGCACUGCCAGGGACAAACAGGAAAUGAAGCACCUGCUGUUCACAUCACCUUCACCAACAAUAAGAACGGAGUUGGGGCGACUUGUGGCUCGCCCGCUCUGCUCAGUAGCCUCCUCUGCAUACUGCUGGCACAUGUCUUGCUGAUGUAGGUGCCUUUUCCUCAGUGAAUCCUAUUGAUCUCACUCCACUUGGCAGGAAGGUCAGACGUCAGGGUCAUAGGAGGUGUGAGCAGGGAUUGGCUUAAGGUAUUUCCAGCAGGACCAGAGUUAUGUUGUUAAGAUAAUAUUAAGAUGAUUAGAAGUCACAAACUAAGAUACAGAGUUUUGUUGGUCUAACAAAGACAAACAAUAUACAGUAUGCAUCUGCUAGAGAUUGACAAA
This is a messenger RNA of Etheostoma cragini (Arkansas darter), 1909 nucleotides long. It is a transcript of the gene alp3, whose product is annotated as alkaline phosphatase 3. The record is from RefSeq and is a predicted model, not a curated record. Gene Ontology annotation, molecular function: alkaline phosphatase activity. NCBI's taxonomy places the organism in Eukaryota, Metazoa, Chordata, Actinopteri, Perciformes, Percidae. The transcript is spliced from 11 exons. Gene Ontology annotation, cellular component: plasma membrane. Bases 50 to 1678 code for a protein of 542 amino acids. Gene Ontology annotation, biological process: dephosphorylation.